CUGUAACACCCGGAAAAUUUAUUGUAUUGCUUCUGUGCACCAUCUGCAGUCCGGACUUGUUCAAAUUGAAUGAGUGAAACCAUCAGAAGGGGCCUCUGCUAUCCAACGUUUCAGCAGAGGGAAAGAUGGCAGUGUCUGUGCUGUCUCUGAUCGCCCACCCAGUACACACACACGCACUUCAACCAAAACUCAGAUUGACCAUCUUCUGAGAAAUCAUCAAUGGAGAUUGGAGACUAUUGAAAGUGGGUGGAUUUUGGCCUGAAGGUGCUAUUAGUCCAUUAGAAAUUGUUGUCAUUUCUUUCGGGGCAUUGUCGGCGACUGAUGGAAUCCAGUGGCAAGGAAAAUUUUGGGUCGAGCAAGGGAAAUGGUGAUCAUUUAAGCUACCAUACACACUCAAUACCUUCAGAAUGGAGAUUUUCUGGUGAUCUUUCGAAUUCUUCAUUCAACUUCAUGCCUGCAGACACCUCCAUUCCUGUGUAUAGAGGAGCUCCAGUGGAGCCCUCUUCCUGCCCGUCUGUGUCCAUGGCAGAUUCCUUCUGUGCAACCAUUUGGGAUUCUCACAGCCAUCUUAGUCAAAACCCAUCACUCAAGCAAGCGCAUUGCGAUGAUGAUCACAACCCUGGCAACUCUGGUAUGAGGGACAUGAUCUCUGCUUCGUCUUCCUCAAGACCCGCAUUUGACAUGGGAUGGAAUUCGUUGACUUGUUCAUCGAAAUGUGGGGACUCGUUCGCCCAAAGCGCUGUGGGAAUUCUGCCUCAGGGCUUAUCUCAAUUUCCUGCUGAUUCUGGUUUCAUCGAGCGGGCGGCAAGGUUUUCCUGCUUCAGUGGGGGGAACUUUUCAGAUAUGAUGAAUCCUUUCGGUAUUUGUGAAUCUAUGCCUUCUUACUCAAAAUGUGCAACCGGAAUUGCUGAAACACCUGUCCAUCUGCCUUCUGGUUCGCCCCAGAAUAAUGAAAUGGUUGCAUCUGAAGUUGGUAAAGAUGUUUUAGUCCCAGGGGAACAAAUGAACAGUGGCGAGGAUACCACAAACAAGAUAGAGCAGAAAUUAGCCAACUUGUUGAAGUCUUCUGUCUCAGGAAACACGGAAGAUGGAAAACAAAGAGUCGGAUCGUCGAGCAAUGAUUCUGAUGGUGCAGAAAUUAGUGGUUGUGGACGGGAUGAAUCAUUGCAUUUGGAAACUGCUGUAAACCAACCACCAUCAAAAGGCCUCAGUGCAAAAAAGAAGAGGAAGACUGCGCAGGAUGCUGAAAUCAACCAAGUUAAUAGUUCUUCAUCAUUUGCAAUGGAUACUGGAGAUGACAAUCUUGAAAGCAAACCAAAUAGUGAGCAGCCUACUCAAAGCAAUAACUCGGGCAAGCAUAAUGGAAAACAACCAAAAGAUAAUUCCCAGAGUUCAGAUGCACCAAAGGAAGAAUACAUCCAUGUCCGUGCUAGGCGAGGCCAGGCUACCAACAGUCACAGUCUUGCAGAGAGGGUGAGGAGAGAAAAGAUCAGUGAGCGCAUGAAGUUUCUUCAAGACCUUGUUCCUGGGUGCAGUAAGGUAACAGGGAAGGCAGUUAUGCUUGAUGAAAUUAUUAACUACGUGCAGUCAUUGCAGCGACAAGUUGAGUUUCUUUCAAUGAAGCUUGCAACUGUCAAUCCGCGGCUGGAUUUCAGUAUAGAGGGGCUUCUGUCAAAGGAUAUUCUUCAGUCGCACGGUGCUCCUUCAACUGCUGGUUAUGUGCAUGACAUGAAUAUGGUUCAUCCCAACCUCCAACAAAUGCAGCAAGGGCUGAUUCAAACUGCCACAUCCGGAGUCCCAAAUGUACCCGAUUCAUUGAGGAGAGCUAUUAGUUCUCAUUUAACUUCCAUUAAUGGAUACAGAGAACCAUCAUCUCAGAUUCCAAAUGUCUGGGAAGAUGAAUUCCAUAAUGCUGUUCAGAUGAAUUUUGGUGCUAGCACCCCCCUCAGCAAUCAGGAGAUGUGUGGUAGUAAGUCAAGUGGGCCAACAUUUCCUCAAGACCUCUUUUAAGGUCAUACAGGAUUAAAAAAGGAGAUUUAACAUUUUCAUACAAACCUUCUCUUGCUUGGUGUUCUCAGGUUCAUUGCCUCCAGGUCAUAUGAAAGCUGAGCUUUAGGGCAUGCUUGUUUGUUCAGAUGGUGUCCAGCUUGAUGAUGCAGGUCGAACAGCAAAUUCUGUCCAUCAAGGUCUUUGAAAUUCAGUAGCUUUUUGGAUGUGGAUCUGUUCCAGAGUUUCAAGAAUAUUUUGUAUAGCCGCACUUCAAGUACCAGAUCAUGUUUCUUACUCUGGCUUUGGGUGCAUUCUCCAACCAAACUUUUGCCUUCACUUCCAUUAAGUUAAAAAAUGAAAUAAAAAAAUGUUCAUCGCUGUUUAAGGAGAGAAUCCUCUUCAUCAUUCAGGCCCGAAUCUGCACAAGCUAGUCUAGUGGAAUGCUUCAUAAGCUGGUAGUCUGCAGGAAAGCAAUUCAACGGCCGCUUCAAUAUCUAUUGCUGUUUACAAUAGAGAUCACGGUGGCAUUUUUCCUUUUCUGACAUUGAGAACUUGGAAGUUAAUUUUAAGGAGGUAAAAUGAGAAGAAAAUUAUUAGUUCCAUGA
Nymphaea colorata (pocket water lily) is the source of this 2594-nucleotide messenger RNA. Its product is annotated as transcription factor bHLH49-like. Gene Ontology annotation, molecular function: protein dimerization activity; DNA-binding transcription factor activity. Lineage: Eukaryota; Viridiplantae; Streptophyta; Magnoliopsida; Nymphaeales; Nymphaeaceae. The transcript is spliced from 8 exons. Gene Ontology annotation, biological process: regulation of DNA-templated transcription. Gene Ontology annotation, cellular component: nucleus. The coding region runs from base 322 to 2010 and encodes 562 amino acids. The record is from RefSeq and is a predicted model, not a curated record.